ACCCUGGGGCGGCUCCUGCACUGGGAGGGCUGAGCUCAGAGGGAGACAGGACAGCAGAGCAGACUGCCUGAGCAGCCCUGCUUGGGAAGCUGAAGGUCUUCUCCACAGAGCGAGGACACGGCAGGCUGCAGAGACCAUGGAGCCUGGCUCAGCCACUUCCCACAGAGGAUUUGUUUCCUGGCAGGGGCUCCUGCUCACAGCUUCACUUUUAACCUUCUGGAACCCACCCACCACUGCCCAACUGACUACUGAAUCAGUGCCCUUCAAUGCUGCUGAGGGGGAAGAUGUUCUUCUACUUGUCCACAAUGUGCCAGCGGAUAGUAGAGCCUAUCUGUGGUUCAAAGGGGAAGGGACUGUUGAGGAUAAUCGGAUUGCAACAUAUAUGACAGAUGAAAACACAACCUUAGAGGGCCCUGCAUACAGCCAUCGAGAGACAAUAUACCUCAAUGGAUCCCUGCUGUUCCAGAACAUAACCCAAGGGGACACAGGAUUCUACACCUUACAAGUUGUAAAGAGAAAUUUUCUGAGUGAAUUAGCAUCUGUACAGUUGCGUGUGUACCCGGUGUUACCCAAACCCUCCAUCACAAGCAACAACUCCGACCCUGUGGAAGGAAAGGACUCUGUAGUAUUAACAUGCGAACCUGAGACUCAGAACACAACCUACCUGUGGUGGAUGAACGGUCAGAGCCUUCAAAAUGGUAAUAGGCUGAACCUGUCCGAUGACGGCAGGAUUCUCACUUUAUUCAGUGUCACAAGGAAUGGCACAGGACCCUAUGAAUGUGAAACCCGGAAUCUAGUGAGUGGCAUCCGAAGUGACCCAGUCACCCUGAAUAUUUCCUAUGGCCCGGAUGCCCCUGUCAUAUUGGCCUCAGGCUCAUAUUUCCUUCCAGGGACAAACCUCAGCCUCUCCUGCCAUGCAGCCUCUAACCCUCCUGCACAGUAUUUUUGGUUUUUCAAUGAGAAUUACCUGCAAUCCACGCAGGAGCUCUUUCUCCCCAGCAUUGCUGUAAAUGACAGCGGAUCUUAUACCUGCAGCGUCUAUAACCCCGCCACUGGCCUCAAUAGGACCACAACCAAGAAUAUUACAGUCAUUGAGCCACUGUCACCACCCUCCAUCCAAGCCACCAACACCACAGUCGCAGAAGGGGACUCUGUGGUCCUGACCUGCCUCUCAAAUGACACUGGAGUCUCCAUCCGGUGGAUCCACAAUGACCAGUCUCUGCGGCUCACAGAGAGGAUGACGCUGUCCCAGAACAGCAGUGCCCUCACCAUAGCCCCCGUCUGGAGGGAGGAUGCCGGGGAGUAUCAGUGCGAGGUCUCCAACCCGGUCAGUUCCGGAAGAAGCGCCACUAUCAAGCUGAAGGUGGAAUAUGCACCCAGUCCUGGCCUCCCAGGUGGGACCAUUGCUGGCAUUAUGGUUGCAGUUGUGGCCGGGGUGGCUCUGAUAGGUGCCCUGGCGUAUUUCCUGUUUUUCAGGAAGAUGGGCAGGGCAAGCGACCAGCACGAUCUCUCAGAGCACAAACCCUCAGUCUCCAACCACAGUCCGGGCCCCUCUGAUAACUCUCCUAACAAGGUGGAUGAAAUUGCAUAUUCUUCCCUGAACUUCAAUGUCCUGCAAACAAAGCAAUCAACUUCAGACUCCCCAUCCUCUACAAUCACAGAAACAGUUUAUUCAGAAGUGAAAAAGAAGUAAUGCGACCUGUCCUGCCACAGCACUGCUGAUGUACUCCACAUCUCUCACUGGCUUCCUGGGGGAUUUCUUUACACUCAGAAGAAAAGGAAAAAAGUCCCUCCACACUCUGUCCUCCCUAAUACAGCACCUUGAGGCUGCAGUGCCUCCGUCCAAUGUCAAUAAAUGAAAAGGUACAUCUGGGAGUCUGUAGGAAACUCAACCUUCCUUGUCUGAAAGUUGGCAAAGCCAGUUUUGGGAGAGAGUUGCCAGAACCUCCCUGCCCCUCCCUUUUUCCCAGCCUAGAUUUGUUUUAAAGUUAUUUAUUCAGAGCAUACUCAUUUCUUCCCAUCCCAGUGCUAUCCUAUCAGAGUGUAACUCAAAUUUGCCAUAAUCUUGAGGGUUAUUUCCUUUUCCACUUAAGUGUAUGUGCCAGGAAAAUAAAAGAGAGAGAGAAAGAAAAGAGAGAAAGUAAAAUCAAUAAUGGCUUUUACUUUGUCUCCAAAUCCUGAUGUGAAACCCACCAUACCCAGGAAAAUCAAAUAUGUAACCAAUAGUGCACUGGGAAAUUGUGUACUUUUGUCUACUGUUGGAUCAGGGUCUAAACAUCUUGCUGCUUAGCUGGAGUGCCACCUAAGCCCUCUGGCAAGCCCGUCUCCAGAGACUCCACCAGAAACAACUAGGGAAAUGAUUUGCCAAGGUCCACAGGCGAUUCCCAAUGGAAAAUGCAAAAGUACACAUACACUUUUAAUGCCUGUGUAGGCUUUAUUCAAGGAAGUGCCUGGAAAAAAAGACUAGUUUCAUGACAGAACUCAACUUUGAAUAGAUGCAAUCUGCUGGGAAGUUGGGAAAAGAACAGAGUUAUUCUUCAUCAGUUAUUUAAAAUUAUUGUUGAAGUGGGCUGGGGAUUUAGCUCAGUGAUUUUGCCGCCUGCUGCGCAAAUGUAAAGACCCGAGUUUGAUCCCCGGUACAAAAAAAAAAAAAAAAUUAUUGUUAAAGAAUGCACAACUGGAGGCACAUGGUUUUUUCCCUUUUCUGAGCCAUUCCGCCAUUUUAAUUUUUGUAACUGCUCACUUCUGUGAAAAGAGUUAUUUUUACUUAGCUGUGUAAGUUGGCCUGACUGCUUUGGUAUAGGAAGCUGCCCAAAUCGCUCAGGCCCCCUUGGCCAGGAGCCUCUCAAGGCUUUUUUGUCAAAGGCUUCAAAUUAAAAAAAUAAGAAUCGAUCCCCGGUACAAAAAAAAAAAAUAAUAAUAAUAAUAAAAGAA
Heterocephalus glaber (naked mole-rat) is the source of this 2934-nucleotide messenger RNA. RefSeq names its product cell adhesion molecule CEACAM1. The record is from RefSeq and is a predicted model, not a curated record. Gene Ontology annotation, molecular function: protein tyrosine kinase binding. Gene Ontology annotation, cellular component: plasma membrane; cell surface. Lineage: Eukaryota; Metazoa; Chordata; Mammalia; Rodentia; Bathyergidae. Gene Ontology annotation, biological process: regulation of immune system process; signal transduction.